GCCUCCUCCAACCACUUCAACAAUCUCCCCAUCUCAGCUGCAUCCGGAAGUCCUAUCCUUAGUAUCCUGUCCAUUCCAAAGCUACCCUCCCUCGUUCCUGAACGGGUAGCUCGUCGCCCGACAUUCCUCCCGACCUCCCUCCAUCAAACCAUGAUCGUCGCCCUUUCGAGGGGUCCACUGGCUGAACUUCACGAGCUUCACGCUGGCUGAGCGGCACAGGCCCCUUGCUUCUUCACCGGCAUUGAUUGGCCGCCGGAGUCGGUGCAUUAUCGUCCUGCAGAGCUUAUCGGGACUGCAGUGUCUUGUCUGAUCCUCCCACCUUACUCUCCACUUCCCACGACAGCCCCUAUCAUGUCUACCGCCUCCCCGAAACCGUCUCCCAGGCCGUCCCCGCGCCCCUCCCUUGACGAAGAGCGUCCGGAGACCCCCUCCCAGUCGAGUACCGAGCAGACCUCCCAGACCGACAAUAGCCCCCGCAGAAAGUCCAUCCAAUUCAGCGUCGCCUCGGCGGCCGAACCACAGCCGGAGCAGCAGCGCUCCUCCAGCGCGUCCGGUCGACGACGACGGGUGUCACAGCCCGACGUGCCGGAUCGGGAGAAGGACAAAGACCGCAACACUGGUCGGGGGGUGUCGCCUCCACCGCCCAAAACCUACGAACGUGGCGUCUCGUUCAACACCUUCGACAACCCCGAUGCAGCCGACUUCUCCCUCACGCUGAACUACAAGCACAAGGGAUACCAGUGCACGCGCCGCAGCCGGACGUUCCUCUGCGGGACGGACCAGAACGACUACUCCGACUUUGCGCUGGAAUGGCUCAUCGACGAGCUGGUGGACGACGGCGACGAGAUCGUCUGUCUGCGCGCUGUGGAGAAGGACUCGAGCAUUGCCAGCGAUGCGGGCAUCGAGGCGGGGAAGCAUCGCCAGGAGGCGGAAAAGCUCUUUGAACAGGUGAUCCAGAAGAACAGUCAGGACGAGAAGGCCAUCAGUUUGGUUCUGGAACUGGCUGUCGGGAAGGUGCAGGACAUAAUCCAACGAAUGAUCCGAAUCUACGAACCCGCCGUCCUCAUCGUCGGCACCCGCGGCCGCAGCCUCGGCGGCGUCCAAGCCCUCCUCCCCGGCUCCGUCUCCAAAUACUGUCUUCAGCAGUCCCCGAUCCCCGUAAUCGUCGUCCGACCGUCGCCCAAGCGCGAGAAGAAGAAAAAGAAGCGCAUGGCGGACCCCACCCGCCGCAGCUACAACCACAUCCUGGAGAUGAGCGAGCGCCGCGGCAGCCACAUCUUCGACCGCAAGUCCAGCGCCGAGAGCAGCACCGCGCGACUCCCCGACGAGGAAGCCGCCGUCGCUGCCGCCCUGGGCCUCCCUCCGUCUUACCAGAACUCGCGCACCUCGCUGUCUACGUCCGAGCGCAGCGGCAGCGUCAGCCACGAGGACGCCAGCUCGACUGGAGAGUCACCCGACGCUGCAGUGACUAGCCCGCUACCUGACAGUGUGGAUAACACGGAGUCGGAGGGUGAGAGCGAUGCUGAUGAUGAGAAGGAGAAAGAGAAAGAGGACCAGCCGGUCUAUUCGUCGAACCCUAAUAUCCCGUUGAUUGUCACGGGGGAUGACACGACUGAGCAGAUAGACACUAGAUCCAUAGACCCAUAG
This is a messenger RNA of Aspergillus campestris IBT 28561, 1647 nucleotides long. Its product is annotated as universal stress protein. The record is from RefSeq and is a predicted model, not a curated record. The transcript has 4 exons. Bases 352 to 1647 code for a protein of 431 amino acids. Lineage: Eukaryota; Fungi; Ascomycota; Eurotiomycetes; Eurotiales; Aspergillaceae.